AUGUCAAAGCUUCAAGUGCACCAACUGAACCAACUAAGAGAGAUAUUUGGUCGAUUUGACAUGGAUUCGGAUGGGAGUUUAACGAUGUUGGAGCUAGCAGCGUUUCUGAGGGCUCUGGGGCUGAAGCCUUCGGGGGACCAAGUCCAAGCCAUGUUGGGCAACAUGGACACAAACGGAAAUGGGAAAGUGGAGUUUGAGGAGUUGGUGAGGGUCAUUUUGCCUGACAUAAACGCAGAGGUUUUGGUGAACCAGGAACAGCUCCUUGGGGUGUUCAAGUGCUUCGAUCGUGACGGCAAUGGUUUCAUAUCGGCGGCGGAAUUGGCCGGGGCCAUGGCGAAAAUGGGGCAGCCUCUCACGUACCGAGAGCUCACGGAGAUGAUCAGAGAGGCUGACACCGAUGGCGAUGGCGUUAUUAGCUUCAUAGAGUUUGCCUCCAUCAUGGCUCGCUCUGCUUCUGAUUUUCUUGGCCUCUCCUUCUGCUGA
Molecule: messenger RNA, 483 nt
Organism: Sphenostylis stenocarpa
Lineage: Eukaryota; Viridiplantae; Streptophyta; Magnoliopsida; Fabales; Fabaceae
Source: the annotation of a GenBank genome assembly